Molecule: messenger RNA, 1469 nt
Organism: Corylus avellana
Lineage: Eukaryota; Viridiplantae; Streptophyta; Magnoliopsida; Fagales; Betulaceae
Product: ATP-dependent caseinolytic (Clp) protease/crotonase family protein
Biological process (GO): protein quality control for misfolded or incompletely synthesized proteins
Cellular component (GO): endopeptidase Clp complex
Molecular function (GO): ATPase binding; ATP-dependent peptidase activity; serine-type endopeptidase activity
Source: RefSeq, a predicted model, not a curated record
CACUACCACUCCAUUUCUGGAAUUUUCACAACAGAAAACACAUUAACAGAAACACAAACCCAAUCCCAGAAACCAUGGCCACCGCUCUACACUUUCCCAUGGCCUCUUCACUCCCAUCAGCUUCAACUUCCGCGCAGUCCCUCAGAAGAAGAAAUUUGAGGACCUUCUGUGCCAUAAACGCCCACAACAAAGGCAAACUUCCCAUUCCCCCGAUAAACCCUAGGGACCCGUUUCUUUCGAAACUCGCUUCGGUGGCUGCCACCUGCCCCGAAAUGUUUCUUAACCGGCCUGUUAACUCUGACACUCCUCCUUACUUGGACGUGUUUGAUUCUCCCCAGCUCAUGGCUACACCUGCCCAAGUGGAAAGAUCAGUUUCGUACAAUGAGCAUAGGCCAAGAAGGCCUCCACCAGACUUGCCUUCGCUGCUUCUACAUGGGAGGAUUGUUUACAUUGGCAUGCCCUUGGUGCCAGCUGUGACAGAGCUCAUUGUUGCAGAAUUGAUGUACCUGCAGUGGAUGGAUCCCAAAGAACCAAUAUACCUUUAUAUAAAUUCUACAGGAACAACUCGUGAUGAUGGUGAAACAGUUGGGAUGGAGACAGAGGGUUUUGCAAUCUAUGAUGCAAUGAUGCAAUUAAAAAAUGAGAUACAUACGGUUGCUGUUGGGGCUGCUAUAGGUCAGGCUUGUCUACUACUUUCUGCCGGAAGUAAGGGUAAACGGUUUAUGAUGCCGCAUGCCAAGGCCAUGAUCCAACAGCCUCGUGUCCCAUCAUCUGGGUUGAUGCCUGCUAGUGAUGUUCUAAUCCGUGCAAAAGAGGUAAUAACAAACAGGGACAUACUGGUAAAACUCCUGGCCAAGCACACUGGAAAUUCAGUAGAGACUGUAGCUAAUGCGAUGAAAAGACCAUUUUAUAUGGAUGCGACAAGAGCCAAGGACUUUGGGGUUAUAGACAAGAUUCUUUGGCGUGGUCAGGAAAAGAUAAUGGCUGAUGUUGCCCCUCCAGAGGAAUGGGACAAGGGUGCUGGCAUCAAAGUCGUAGAUGAAUUUUAGUUUCUCUUUAGCAGAUACCUAACAUACGACUGAAAUAUGCAGCUACUUGCUAUAAGCAAGUUACAGUGGAGCUUUUAGCUGGAAUUGAUUGCCCCUUCAUCUGCAGUCUGACAGCUUGAUCCCUGGGAACAAUAUUCUGGUGCACAAGGACUAGGAAUGUUACAUUCAAGCUGAACAUUGAUGAUAGUCGGAUGGCUUUAGGUUCUCUACAUUGAUCAUCUGUACAAGCUUUUACAUUAUGUUUACAGUCAAUUUUUAUGGGUUUCAUUUUACAUGUUUCUUGGUCUCAUUAUAACAUAAAAGCGAUUUAAUUUUCCUUUUUAGAAGAACCACCUAGUAUGGUGGGCAUGUAUUAUUAGUGUUGGAAGAGAUGUUCUGUAUUUGAAUGUGAUCAUGUGAACUCAUUCCUCUUCUCAAAUC